AUGGAAAUGGACACUGUCGCUGUGGGCGACACUGCGUCUAUGACGCCCCCUGCAAGCGCCGAUGGUGAAAAGCAAUCGCCUCAAGCGUCUGACAUGGAUGUCGAUUCUGGUGGUCCCGUCGAUGAAACCGAGAUCCAACCUGAUCACUAUUACGGUGGAGGGAGGAUUCCGGUUUUCAAGCCGGUUAGUGAUUUCGUGAUUUUGAUUCGCGCAACAAUAUGUCUGGAAUUUGACUUUUUAUUCUGCUCCCAAAACUUGUCCACUAACGAUUUACUUUCUCCUUGGGGACUAAAACAGACAAUGGACCAGUUCCGUGACUUUCAGUCUUUUAUUCGCAAAAUCGAUAGAUAUGGCAUGCAGUCUGGCGUCGUCAAAGUAAUUCCCCCUCAAGAAUGGUUGGAUGCCCUCCCACCCUUAGAUGAAGCUGUUAAAACUAUUCGCGUGAAAAACCCCAUAAUGCAAGAAUUCCAUGGUUCUCAUGGGAUCUAUACACAAGCCAACAUUGAGAAACAACGGUCGUAUAAUCUGCCACAAUGGAAGGCUCUUUGUGAAGAAACGAGUCACCAACCUCCCGCUAGACGCGGUGAGCGACGGCGGGCUCAAGAAAAAUUUACUCGUGGCGGUGGAAAAGGCCAGCCUGGAAGAUCCGACUCAGUUAAACGUAAGCCUGGACUACUCAAAGCCAAUUCUGCUGAGCCGGAGAAGCACGAUGAUAACUCCGUUGAGAAGAAACUGGAAGGGCCGCCAACCCCUGUAUCCCCACAAUCCAACCCAGUGGAGCCGAAAUCCGAGGAACUUAGUGAUGGAGAAUCUUUGCCAGCCCCGAAACCCAACAAGGGAAGGCAGCCCAAAUCUGUUACCGCUCGACGCAAAUAUAACCGUGGUGACGCUACUGACCACAUCGAUGAAGAAACCUUCAUGAGGUUUGACUACCAUCUAUCCGGGAGUGAGGAGUACGUCACGGAACGUUGCGAAGAACUCGAAACGGCCUAUUGGAAAUCUCUUAUGUAUAACAACCCUAUGUAUGGUGCAGAUAUGCCCGGCUCCCUUUUUGAUGAUUCUGUGACAUCCUGGAAUGUUGCCAAACUACCCAACUUGUUGGACGUCCUUGGCCAGAAGGUUCCAGGAGUAAACACCGCUUAUCUUUACCUUGGGAUGUGGAAAGCUACCUUCGCUUGGCAUUUGGAAGACGUGGACCUCUAUAGCAUAAAUUUUAUCCAUUUUGGUGCCCCCAAACAGUGGUAUAGCAUUUCCCAAGAGGACCUACCCCGAUUUGAAGCUGCCAUGAAAAGUACGUAUACACACAGCGGAAACAAACGAGUACUAAUGAGUUUAGGCACCUGGCCCACCGAUUCAAAGAAUUGUGAUCAAUUCCUGCGCCAUAAAACAUAUCUAAUCUCUCCGUCUCUGCUAAAAUCGCAAUAUGGUAUUACUGUUAACAAAAUGGUUCAUUAUGAGCGCGAGUUUGUUAUCACAUAUCCAUAUGGGUAUCAUUCGGGUUUUAAUUUGGGAUAUAAUUGUGCUGAAUCCGUUAAUUUUGCCACGGAAAAAUGGCUAGACUACGCUCGGAUUGCGAAGAAAUGCAAUUGUGAAACUGAUAGUGUUUGGAUUGAUACUCGAGAAAUCGAGAGGAAAUUGCGUGGGGAAGCCACUCCAGAGUACUACGAUGAGGUGGACGAUCAAUUUGAAGGAGCUUCUGAUCUGCUUACUCCUCCUCGCAGUGUCCCUGAAAAAUCCUUUGCCCGUAGGAAACGGAGGCAAGAUCUCAACGAACCUAAGACUAAGCGGGUCAAAUUGCAUCUUGAAGGCCCAAGGAAAAUUCCUUGUAUUUUAUGUCCCAAUAACAUGGACUACGAAGAGUUAUUACCAACUGAAGAUGGGAUGUAUCAUGCCCAUAGAAGAUGUGCUCUCUACAUUGAUGAAACCUCGAUUCUCAAAGAUGAAUCCGGCAAAGAAGUCGUAUGUGAUAUCGACAAAAUACCAAAAGCAAGAAUGGGUUUAAAAUGUUUGUUUUGCCGGGAAAUUAAGGGGGCGUGUUUUCAGUGCAUGUACGGCAAAUGCGCUAGGGCUUACCACCCGACAUGCGCUCUUUUAGCCGGAGUACAGGUUGAGUUUGGUGAAAUAUCUGUUACAGCCGAUGACGGGUGCGAAUAUACUGUUCCAGCAGUUGACCUCAAAUGCAAGUAUCACCGACCAAAAAGAUAUGGAUCCCAAUCCCCCGAGACCAUAGAUUUGGAUUUUAGGAUCACAGAAACUGCUAAGAAACUCUGCACCGGGGAUUUGAUACAGUUCCAGGCAGAUAAGGAAAUAAAUGGCGCGGUCGUACUUGAAAACCGACUGGAGGAGCGCGCCCUGCUCCUCAAAGUGCUCCCAAGAGGUGACGUUAUCGAAUUACCCUAUCGUUGGAUGCUCAUUGUGAAGAAAUCUAAUUUCCUCCCACUUCCAGCUGGGAUAAGACCUCUCCCUGCACAUUUGGCUCGAAAACCAGAAGCUCGAAAGGAUUUAUCUUCCACGGUGCCUUCGCCUGGUACGCCUUUCGGAGACCCAUGGCUACCUUACCAGUGGGCCGAAUUCUCUUGCAUUAAACCUCCAUUUAACCCCCAUGCGGUGAAAGUGGACAUAUCCAAACCCGAGCAAAUAUGGUAUUUUCUCGGCAAAACGUCUACAGAGUGUCGUGCCCAGUACACUGAUGAUCCUGCGAACCCUGUGCACAAUCCGAGGUCGAAUUUUCUUGAAAGUAUUAAAUUAUCACGAACAACUCUCCUGGUCUCUCAACCUUCCAUCCAUGCAGAUGAGCACAACUAUCAGGUCGUUGGGCAAUGUUUUGCUGCACCCGUCGUGUCUACCCCUUCCUUUUUCGUCAAGGCUCAGGCAUCCCAUUCACGUCUAUCAUCGUUACGGCCACCUUCACAAUCAAAAUUUGAUAUCCACCCUGCCUCUGCAGGUAUCAACACGAUUCAAUUCGCAACAGCUCGUCGUCUUAUCGCUUCAAUCACUGAGCAUGCUAAUGCUAGUGCUGGGUACAUAAUUGUUGACCCUGAUUUUGUUGUUCAGGUUCUUUUAGGCGACAGCGACUCGGUGAUUCCCAAGGGCGGAAUCCAAAAGCUUGCCAAUGUCAUGACUGAAUCUAUGGUUAGACCCAAAUCAAACAACGGAUUGCUCCCAUUGCAACCCUUGAAUAUGCAGGCUGAGGAAGUUGAUCAGUUACUACGAAUGCUUCGAUUUGCUAUUGUUGACCUAGCAAACAAAAUCAUUACGAAAGAUUCGUGGCCUGGGGCCCAUUCUGGACGAACAACCGUGAAAGAGACCUCUGCUACGUUUUCUGGUUCUGGAACCACCUGGAAUGCCUUCGACAACCUCCAAUGCCACACUGCCCCUGUUUAUAAUUCGCCCUACGCCCCAGGUUUUGGCUUCUCGGAAUAUGCAAUAAGGGAAUAUGGCCUAGGCCCUCGUCGACCUCCACCAAAGGAACACUCGGCUUCUGAGUUCUUUGCAAGGCUAUCGCCUGAGGACAAGGAAAAAAUUAUGAGGGCAUGUGGUAACUCAUCUUCUGCUAGAAAGGCUCCUGUAGAUAUACCUAUUGCACCGGGUCUAGGAAUGAGCCAAGUAUCGGGGCUUGGAACCUCAGCCACCACUACAAGCAUAUAUUCCAUGAAUAUCGAUCCGCAUCAUCUAUCAGUUCUCGAUAUGACAUUGCAUGCAGACUCACCAGCCUCGAGUUUUAGCAGGACGGCAAUCCAAUACCAAUCCCCACAAGAUUUUUCAUCAACUGUCGAACAGGAGUCUUGUUUACUUCCGAGACACUUGCCGGAUCACCAUGACCUUUUUGGCGAUCAGCAGACAAACCAGCGGUUUUGGCAACGUAGUACCCCUUGGAAUGACGGGGAUACUCAAUCUCAUAAUGACGAGCAUCGACCUUUUUUUGGUCCCCAUCUACCGCCUGCAGGACACGACUACCCUUCAUCUGAUAUGGACUUUGAACGUGGACCCGGAUCACUACACUCCAUGGAUAUGGCUGGAUUCGGUUUCGAUACCACCGAUGAUUUUUAUCCGGAUCCUAGCCCUUAA
Ophidiomyces ophidiicola is the source of this 4068-nucleotide messenger RNA. RefSeq lists its product as uncharacterized. Gene Ontology annotation, cellular component: nucleus. The record is from RefSeq and is a predicted model, not a curated record. The transcript is spliced from 4 exons. The coding region runs from base 1 to 4068 and encodes 1355 amino acids. Gene Ontology annotation, biological process: chromatin remodeling. NCBI's taxonomy places the organism in Eukaryota, Fungi, Ascomycota, Eurotiomycetes, Onygenales, Onygenaceae. Gene Ontology annotation, molecular function: histone H3K9 demethylase activity; histone H3K36 demethylase activity.